Messenger RNA from Chara braunii, 2676 nucleotides. The record is from the annotation of a GenBank genome assembly. NCBI's taxonomy places the organism in Eukaryota, Viridiplantae, Streptophyta, Charophyceae, Charales, Characeae.
UUCGGCCAACGGUCGGCAGAUACGAAUAUUUCAGGCGGCACUGUCUCCCCCAAUGAUGCACUGCCAUUCGUGACCGAAGACGACACCUUCCGUUUUUGGAGAAGUUGGAACGGCCGUUUACAGCACUGUACUUCGCUGUUAAGUUGGCGCCCACGUUGUCUUCCGUCUUCUGUCGUCAUCGUCUUCUGUUUCAUGGCUGACGUGUUCCGCAAGCUGCCGCUGCUGCUUCUGGUUGUCCUGUUGCUGUUCCUCUUGGUUGUCUUCCACGUGUGUAUCCUUGGGAACGUACCGCGGCGUCGAAGCAAAAGAAGGUCUUCGAUGAAGGACACCCGGACGGAGGCACGGCAGGCGAUCCCAAGGUCCGGAGGGGAGCAGGUCGGCGGGAGGCGGAGCGGGGAAAGCCUGUGGACGGUUUGGAGGGCGUCCCAAUGGGUUGGGUAUGAGGCAUUGCCACCUCACUUGCCAUCCCUCCCCGGCUCAUCAGACGAGGAGGAGGAGGGGAGACGGCCACGCACCUUGUCGACGAAGGAGAGGGCGAGCAAGGGCUUCAAUUUCACUAUGGAUCGUGCUGUUUACGACGAGAUAGAGAGGUCGACCGAGAUGAACCAUACCAUCAACCCGAAGAACGUGGCAGACACUGGUGCUUCUGGCGGUGUGCGUCUGCCAUCGACGUCGAACGCGGAUCCUGAAUCGGUGGCUGAUGUGGAUAGAGGUGAGGGGCGAGAAGACGACAACGAGGGGUUGACACGAGGUUCUUCCCAGACGGGGUACCCCCGCUGGUUUUGGGAAGAGGAAGAGCACGAGGCAGCAGACUUUCGACGCGCUUACGGAAUGCAUGAGAAGCACGGGGUGCUAAUGGCGUCGACGAUGGAGAGUGCGAGCAAGCGCCAAUGCUCCAUCCAGGUCAUGGAGGUCGCGGCUCCCGCGAAAAAGGGAUGCCAUCAAGCGAAGAAGCAGAGGAAGGUCGUCCAAGGCGGACCCGCAGGCAAUGCGCGAGACGUUCACGAGGAGGUGGUGGUGGAGGAGGAGAUGAUGAACAAGGACGACGACUUUGAAGAGGAGGAGGAACAACCGCUAAAGGGGGAGCGGGACACCUUCCGCACGGCGCGGCGGUGGGGGUGUCGCGGGGAGAUUGGUGGGCGUGUGAAGGAAGGGGCCGCCGCGCAUGAAUCUGUGCAAUGCGUGCAAACGCCUUCGAAAUGCCUCAAUACCCCGCCUGUAGACGUGGCGGGUAGUUCCCAAGUGGCGGUCCAAGGUGAGACGUUGCGAUCUCCUGCGGUGGUGUCGCGCCGCGACGCUGUCACGGCAGCGGGGGAGGCGGGCGAAGUUCCAAAAGCGGGGGAUGGCGGGGUGGUUGGGGAAGACGACGAGGCUCUAGUGCACAGGCUGCGCAGGCCACAUGCGGCGUCACAUGCAAUGUAUCUUGCCACCAAACUUUGGGAGGACAACACACGUUUCUGGAAUGAGACGCAGGGGAGCGCCAUAGUGAAGAUCAUCCAAGAGACGCGCGAGUAUCUCGUGUUAGUGGCGCGGGGAGUGCAGCCUCCGGCUAUUCGAUGGAGCAUCUCCCUUCCACACAACACCAUCCCCCAUCACAAAAUCGAGGAUGAAUCGAAAUUCAAUGCGGCGAAAGAGAGGGCGUUCAAGGUGCAGACAAUCUCGCUGAGGGCGAUCCACGGUUGCGUCUUCAAGUCCGAGAGUAGGCAAAGGGGGUAUCAAUUGGCGUACCAGUACGCCUUGAAUCACUCAGCUACUGAUAUCGCUAGAGCGAUGUGGUCAGCAGAGGACUGGAGCACUUUGGUCAGCCUGAUGUUAUUCCGCACCACACUGGACGUGGAUAUGAAGUUGCCUUUGUGGUUCGUUGGCGCGAACAUAGUGGACAGGCACGAGGACGAUGAGUGCGCGGCUUACCAGGAAGCUUGUGUUCAGCGUUUGGUGCGGGAUUUUACUAGCGCAGUGGGCACGGCCGAAGCAAUGGACGACGGGCUUGUAUCAUACGAGCGUCUGAAGGCCAUGGUAGAGGCGAUGAGGUACUUGCUGGCGGCAACAAUGUGGAUAAUGCGAAUGGUAGGGGACGAUCCAAAAUCGCAUUACGACGCUUGGGUUUUCAUGCAACUCUCUGCGAAGACGAUGCUGCUUGCGUCCAUGAACCGACAAUUUGACGUCCGCCGCCACAUCAUACAAGCCACGCAAGUGAUGACGGACAAGUUGGGGAGACCGCCUCCGACCUUGCCCCCCCCCCCCUUGUGUACAUCCCUGAUUGGGUGUCAAAGUGCAGAGUCACUUUCUUGCACGACGCGACGUUGGCCUCCCCGAUGGAGGCGAAAAGGUUGGAUUGGUUGGGGACAGACCCCCCCGAGGACGAGGAUGAGGUCGACGACGGUAAUGGCAAAGUCGAGGGGUGGUGAUGUGCAUGACAUCGCGAGAGGGAAGGGGAUGACGCCAAACGCAGAUUGGCUAUUGCAGACGGGCGAUUAUCGGAGGCGGCCACCGGGGUGCUGUCGUCAACAUGUUCGGUCUUCGCCGAAGAGGACCGCUGAAUGGUAAUGCGGUUCGUCUGUGGUCAUUGUGUAGGUUGGAGGUGGUCCUCGUGUUCCGCGUCUUCCCUGUUUGCCGUCACUUCUUUGACGAUGGCAGAGAAUGCAAGCAGUCACUCCACGCCAAGUGCAAAGUGUA